Trichoderma asperellum CBS 433.97 is the source of this 1665-nucleotide messenger RNA. NCBI's taxonomy places the organism in Eukaryota, Fungi, Ascomycota, Sordariomycetes, Hypocreales, Hypocreaceae. The record is from RefSeq and is a predicted model, not a curated record.
CUUGAACCCUCUAGCUAAACGCUUUUAAACACUUUUUUCUUUUUUUCUUUUCCUGCUCUCGUCUUUUUUCCCUCCCUCCGUCCAUUUUUGAACCGAACCAUGGAAUCCCUCUCAGACACACAGUGGGAUGUAGUGAUCAGCGGCACGGGGCUCCAGCAAUCCCUCUUCGCCCUGGAAAGUGCGCUGUCGCGAUCUGGCAAGAACAUCCUCCACGUUGACCCCAACGAGUACUACGGCGAGGCGGAAGCCGUCCUGAGCCUGCAGGAGGUGGAUGAAUGGGCCGCGAACCACCAGUCUGCUCAAGGCGAUGGCGUGUUUGCAGCCGCGCAGGCCACUCGACCCGGUGGUGCCGAAAGCCUAUCGUCGUCUAGGGCCUACAGCCUCGCGCUGGCACCGCAGCUGAUCCAUACGCGCUCGGAGCUUCUUUCGAAGCUGGUGUCGUCGAAAGCGUUCCGCCAGCUUGAGUUCCUUGCCGUGGGGUCUUUUUACAUACUCCAGCCCAAGACUUCAGAGUCGUCGUCUACCCAUAGCCUGAGUCGCAUACCCUCGACCCGAGAAGAUGUAUUUACCAAUACGACUAUUUCGGCAAAGGCGAAGCGUGGGCUUAUGAAGUUCCUCAAGUUUGUGCUGGACUACGACUCUGAGCCGCAGGCUGAUGUGUGGAAGCCUCAUGCAAGUGACUCGCUGGCGAGUUUCCUGGCGACGGAGUUCAAGCUCGACGCCGAUCUGCAGGCAUACAUCAUUACUCUGACCUUGGGUCUUGAUGGCAAGAUUUCAACAGAAGCUGGCCUCGUUGCUAUCCAUCGCCAUCUCACAUCCAUGGGAGUGUUUGGCCCUGGCUUUGCAGCUGUUUACCCCAAAUGGGGAGGCCUUUCUGAAGUUGCCCAAGUGGGCUGCCGAGCUGGUGCUGUUGGUGGCGCCGUUUAUAUGCUUGGCGUUGGCAUCAAAGACGUUCAGAAAAUCUCCGCCGCCGCUGAAACGCCCGAGGAGUUCAAUGUCGUUCUGACCAACGAUAUGACUGUCAAGUCAAAGGCUAUAGUUAGGGCCCUGGGCAAGCCGGCAGGUGAAAGCCGCCGUCUUAGCAGGCUGACAGCGAUUGUCAACUCAGGCCUACCGUCAAUCUUUGAGACGGUGACCGAAGGUGCUCCGGUGCCAGCGGUUGCUGUGGUUGCAAUCCCUGCUGGCACCACCCUUGGCGAAGAUGGAGCCUCUUCUGAGUAUCCCAUCUACGCCCUAGUUCAUUCGAGUGAUGCGGGCGAAUGCCCUACUGGACAAUGUGUACUGUAUCUAAGCUCUCUCACAAGCCCAAAUGCCCAAACGCAUCUUGAGAAAGCCCUCUCAUCUCUUCUCACCUCUCUUUCGCAGAGUAGCGAAGAGUCCCCCAAGGUACUAUACCAGUUGUAUUAUGAACAAACUGGGGUUGAUGCUCCAUCUGUGGAAAUUGAUGGGCAAACAGCCGAAUUCUCUCUGCUGCCCUUGGAUCUUGCGUUCAAUGAUUCUGUACUGGAUUCUGUUAAGAGCGCUUGGGAGAUGAUUAACCUAAAUGCUACUGAUGAGGAACGUGCAGAGUAUCUGGUAUUCACAGAUCGGGAGGGAGCAGAUGCUGAAGAUGAAUUUGAUGAUUAAAUAGAAUAACUGGCGUUAAUAUACUAUUUUGUGUCCAUG